Messenger RNA from Anoplopoma fimbria (sablefish), 1233 nucleotides. It is a transcript of the gene ndr1, whose product is annotated as nodal-related 1. The transcript has 4 exons. Gene Ontology annotation, cellular component: extracellular region. Gene Ontology annotation, molecular function: type I activin receptor binding; growth factor activity; cytokine activity. The record is from RefSeq and is a predicted model, not a curated record. Gene Ontology annotation, biological process: BMP signaling pathway; SMAD protein signal transduction. Lineage: Eukaryota; Metazoa; Chordata; Actinopteri; Perciformes; Anoplopomatidae. Bases 1 to 1233 code for a protein of 410 amino acids.
AUGAAGGGACUAGCUGUGGAUUUCUCUCUUGCUCCUCUUCUUCUCUUGGUGGAUCUGGUCCUGGGUCUCGCUGCGCACCCCUUUACCGGGAUGCACCCUGACGCACUGCUCCGUGGGAUGGGCUCCGGCUCCAGAAGCACAGUUGACAGGCAUCACUCCAGCAGACUGCCCCUCUACAUGAUGCAGCUCUACCGGACCAUGCUGAACGAGGACCGGGAUAGUACUCCGGCUGCCAGCGUGAGCCACAUGAGGACGGAGGACUACCCCGGUCUGCACGAAUCCGACUCUGUGGUCAGCCUCGUCGCUAAGAGCUGUCAGCAGAUUGGCAAGAGGUGGUCCGUCACCUUUGACAUGUCCUCCAUGUCUGCAAGCGACAACAUCCAACUGGCUGAACUUCGCAUCCGCCUGCCCGCCUUCACCGAUUCUCCCACUGCCUCACUGGAUAUCUACCACUCCCACAGGGGCCGAUGCUCGGGCAUGCACUGCCCAGAGAACAGCCAGUUCCUGGGCCGCCUGGUAGCUCGUCCCAGUGCGAUGGUAUCCCCCUCCUCCUGGAAGGUGUUCAACAUGACGGAGAUGCUCCAUCACUGGCUGCAGCGGGAGCACCCCAGGCAGACGGAGGAGGAGGAUGAGGAUGAGGAUGAGGAUGAGGAUGAGAAGGGAGUCCAACAUCCUACGGCUGACCGAGUCAUGAUGGUGGUCUUCUCGAGGCAUCACUCCAACAGCCAGCUGAUACCAACGCUCAUCCGCACAGCAGAGCACUCCAAGUACGUCAGCCUGGACCGCGAGAGAGCGACGGCCGUCUCUGGUUCCAGGCCGAGGAGCCGCAGGUCCAAGAGGCACCCCCACACCCGGCAGCAGGGACAGCGGGUGGCUGGAGCUGCUCCUGCCAACAGGCCCGCAGAGGAGGAGAAGAAGGGUCCUCUCUGUAGGAAGGUGGACAUGUUGGUCGACUUUGCGAAGAUCGGCUGGAGCGAGUGGAUCGUCUAUCCCAAACAGUACAACGCCUAUCGCUGUGAAGGGAGCUGUCCUACACCGGUAGACGAGACCUUCACCCCAACCAACCACGCAUACAUGCAGAGCCUUCUGAAACUUCACCACCCAGACAAGGUGCCAUGUGUUUCCUGUGUGCCGACACGCCUGGGACCACUUUCCAUGUUGUACUUUGAGAACGGGAAGAUGGUCAUGAGGCAUCACGAGAACAUGGUGGUGGAGGAGUGCGGCUGCCACUGA